UCGCUAACCUCCGAUCGGUUUUCGAGGGAUGAAUAAAUUUUCAUGAGAGCUCCAAGAGAUCCGAUAGGAUUCUCAAGCCAGCCCCAAGAACGACUUAGAAGUGAACAUGGUCUCAGGAAUUCUAAGCCUCCCCUCUCAAACUUUGAAACUCAAACUUCCCCGUCUCACUCAUUGGAAGGCAAAGACGACCAUGACGAUGAUGAAGAAGAAGAGCCUACUCAAAAGUGGUACAAAACGUCGACCAUCAUCUCAGCUGGAGUUCGUCCCCCACUGACAGGAAAAUGGAUGGCAAGAUUUUAAACCAGAGGGCCCUCACGAUUCGUUCUCCGGUUAAAUUGAGCAAAAACAUAGCCCAAGUGGGAAGACCCAAUCUGAAGCCCAGUUUUAGAAGAGUCCUGGAGUGGUAGAGAUGGUGGUGCUGCAAUAGUAGUAGUAGUAGCAGUAGUGGUAGUUGUAGAGACAACUCAAGAGAGAAGCAACAGCCGAAAUUGAGUUAGUUUGGAGGAGAAGAGCGAACACCGCACGGGGAGAGAGACGACGAAAAGAGCACCACCACCACCACCAACAACCAUCCUUACUGCUAUGCUACAAUGGCAACGGCUACGUUCUCCACCACCACUACCGGCCACCAUCAGGGCAUUGCUACGUUCGACUGGUUCCUUGGAUAGAGAGUGAAGUCCAUUCAAAUCGCCUUUCCCACCAUGUUUUUUUGGUCUGAAUGUGCCUCGUGCCGUUGAUGAUUGGAUGUGUCAAUGAUGGCGAACACGCAACAGGCUCGAACUCGCAGACGACAAAACCAGACCUCGUCCCGAUCUUCUUGGGGCGGUAAUGAUAGCCUUGUGUCUCAUUAUCAAACAUGAGAACAGACGAGAAUCGCGGGGAGAAAAAUGAGUGUGGGAAAGUGACACGGAUCUGCUGCUGAAUGGGCAUCAUGGCCAAGAACUUCAGCUCGCCGCCCUCGGUACCUUGGGGAGUGGCCUUGAUUCUAAUCGGGGUGUGUGUAGUGACUUAUUGGAACUGCUUGACCUGUGAUUUCGUAUUCGAUGAUGUGAGUGCCAUCAAGGAGAAUCGGGAUUUGCGACCGUACUCUCCGUUAAUGAAUAUCUUUCGCCACGACUUCUGGGGAACACCUAUGGAUAAGGAACAAAGUCACAAGAGCUAUCGACCCAUCUGUGUGCUCUCGUUCCGGUUGAAUUAUCUAAUUCAUGCCUUGCAGCCCAUGGGCUACCAUCUAGUCAAUUUGAUUCUUCAUGCCGUGGUCUGCGUGCUAUAUUACCGACUGUCUCGCGUGUUUGUCGGCUCGAAAGUGAGUCUAAUUGCCUCCAUAUUAUUUGCGGUUCAUCCCGUUCACACUGAGGCCGUGACGGGUGUGGUGGGGAGAGCUGAACUACUCAGCUCGAUCUUUUUUAUCCUGGCCAUUCUCUCGUAUCGAGAGUCUGUCGCUGGUGGAUGGAUUGCUCAAUGCAAGUUUGUGAUCUACGUCUCCCUAGCCAUGUUCAGCAAAGAGCAAGGGAUCACGGUUUUGGGAGUUUGCUUUGCAUAUGAAGUGUUCAUGGUUCAAGGCUUUGACUUCGAGAAUCCCAAACAGAUUCUUCAAGAUGCUUUGAAGUCUCGAAGGGGCCACCAAAUUUACGCAUGGCGAGGCUUGACUAUAAGAACGAUGCUCUUGACGACCACAGGGUUGGCCCUUUUGACAGCCCGAUUCUACGUGAUGGGUUCAACUUUGCCGAUAUUCACGAAUUUCGACAAUCCGGCUUCGUAUGAAGAGGCUCCGAUCAAGCACAUGACGUUGAGCUAUCUGAUUGCGGUGAACACUUGGCUCUUACUUAGUCCCGUUGACCUCUGUUGUGAUUGGACCAUGGGGACGAUCCCCCUGAUUAAGUCUUUUGGCGACUACAGAAAUCUAGCCACUCUUGUUACUUUUGUUACCCUGGGCCAUUUGGGCCUUGUGGGACUGUUUAGCGCGAAUCGAAAGCAUCGAAAUGCAAUUCUAAUGGGAAUGAGCCUUCUGGCUUUGCCCUUCCUGCCUGCCUCCAACUUGUUCUUCCCCGUUGGAUUCGUCGUGGCUGAAAGAAUCCUCUACAUACCAUCCAUGGGAUUUUGCCUUCUGGUAGCGCAAGGUUACCAUCUACUCUACCUUUCGUUUCCGAGUCAGAAAACUCUUCUCAAUGUAGGGCUUUCCUGUCUUCUUCUCACCCACGGUGUCAAGUCAUUUCUCCGGAAUUACGAUUGGAGUGAUGAAACCUCAGUCUUUGUGUCCGGACUCAAAGUCAAUCGAAACAAUGCAAAGCUAUUCAACAACGUGGGACACGCUCUGGAAGGUCAAAAAGACUACCCCCGAGCACUCACCUACUUUCUGGCGGCAACGAAAGUUCAGCCCGAUGACAUUGGAGCUCACAUCAAUGUGGGGAGGACGUGGAAUAAUUUGAAUGAAUACCAACGAGCCGAGGAUUCUUACCUGUUGGCCAAAUCGUUACUACCAAAGGCUCGACCUGGCCAACGAUACCAGACCAGAAUUGCCCCUCAGCAUCUCAGCGUGUUCCUUAACCUGGCAAAUCUGAUUUCGAAGGACAACACCCGAUUGGAAGAGGCUGACACCCUCUACAAACAGGCCAUAUCCAUGAGAUCAGAAUAAGUACAAGCUUACAUCAACCGUGGGGACGUUCUCAUCAAGAUGAAUCGCACCAAAGAGGCUCAAGAAGUCUAUGAGAAGGCACUUACCUAUGAAAACAAUAACCCCGAUCUGUAUUACAACCUCGGAGUGGUACUCAUUGAGCAAGGCAAACCCAAACAAGCCCUGGCUUACUUCGACAAAGCCAUUGAGUGCGAACCCGAGCAUAUUCAAGCUUUAAUGAACAGCGCCAUUCUUAUACAGGAGACUGGAUUAGUCAAACUCCGUCCCAUUGCUUACCAAAGGCUCUUCAGAGUAUUAAAGAAGCUCCCCAACAACGAUAGAGUGUACUUCAAUCUGGGCAUGCUCGCCAUGGAUGACGAGCAAUAUGCUAAUGCCGAGGACUGGUUCAAAAAGGCUGUCCAGCUCAAGCCCGACUUCAGGAGUGCCCUGUUCAAUUUGGCUCUCUUGUUGAAUGAACAAAAGCGGCCCCUAGAAGCGAUUCCCUAUCUCAAGGGCCUUCUCUCUCACUUCCCAGACCACAUCAAAGGCUUGAUCCUUUUGGGAGACAUAAACACCAAUCAUGUGAAAGAUUUUGAGGAAGCCGAACGUUGCUAUCAACGCAUUUUGGAGAUUGAUCCCAAUCACGUUCAAGCUCACCACAACCAGUGCGUGGUUUUAGUCGAGAAAGGAGAUUUGAUCAAGGCCAAACAGUGCUUACUGCAAGUCCAGCAAUUGGCACCGGAUCUUGAAUAUGUGGCUCGGCAUUUGGCCAUUGUUGAAAAUCGCCUCAAAAUUGUCACGAAGAAUCUUGAUUCGACAACUCUUCCCUCCACUCUCAACCCUUAGAAAUCCGUUGAACAAAUUUAGCUCCAUGAAACCCUGGCUGUCAGUAUCAAAACUCGAUGUUAUUCAACUCUACAUGUGUAUUAGUAGCUUUCAAUGCAAAACUGUUGUGUCGAUAUAUAAAUACUAUGGAAUAAAGGCGCACUCAUAAA
Messenger RNA from Tigriopus californicus, 3609 nucleotides. RefSeq names its product protein O-mannosyl-transferase Tmtc3-like (gene Tmtc3). Gene Ontology annotation, cellular component: endoplasmic reticulum. The transcript has 4 exons. The record is from RefSeq and is a predicted model, not a curated record. Gene Ontology annotation, molecular function: protein binding; mannosyltransferase activity. NCBI's taxonomy places the organism in Eukaryota, Metazoa, Arthropoda, Copepoda, Harpacticoida, Harpacticidae. Gene Ontology annotation, biological process: protein O-linked glycosylation via mannose.